Aspergillus pseudonomiae is the source of this 1994-nucleotide messenger RNA. RefSeq names its product DNA-directed DNA polymerase delta subunit POL31. Gene Ontology annotation, molecular function: DNA binding. The coding region runs from base 71 to 1693 and encodes 540 amino acids. Gene Ontology annotation, biological process: DNA replication; DNA strand elongation involved in DNA replication. Gene Ontology annotation, cellular component: delta DNA polymerase complex. The transcript has 5 exons. The record is from RefSeq and is a predicted model, not a curated record. Lineage: Eukaryota; Fungi; Ascomycota; Eurotiomycetes; Eurotiales; Aspergillaceae.
UUUCGGUUUGAUAUAUACUCCUUGAUUAAACCAUCCCGGCUUUCCUACGACAAAGGAGCAACUUCACAACAUGGCGUCUGGCAGUGCGGAAAACCGAUUUCUGCGCCCUCCAAGCGACGAAGAAUAUGCACCAGUCUAUCGCUCUUCCUCCAGCUAUAACCCUCUUCAUACCUUCCAAUUGCCUUCUGGCCAGGAAAGGCACUAUCAACAACAAUAUGGCGAUAUGUACUUCUUGCGACUGGCCAAGUUAAAACCGGCAGUGGAGGAAAUUGCGGUAGAGACAUGGGAAGGGUUCAGUAUCGCUGGGGAGCAUGCUCGUCGCGUGGAAAGAGUGCUCGAUGUACGACAAGGAGAGCUUUGCUGGGUUGCAGGCACGAUCUACAUGGACUUGCCAUUGAAACCCAAUAUUUUGGAUGACCUGACGAAAGAGAACUUUACAUCAGCCCCUCCCCCUCGCCCGACUUACCUUGAUCCUGCCCACCCCGAAUUGACACAAAUCAUGCUAGAAGACGAGUCCGGUCGCCUGCGGUUGACCGGAAACAUGCUUAGAUCCUCCCAACUGGCUACAGGAGCUAUAGUUGCCGUGCUAGGAACUGAGAACUCGAAUGGAGACUUUGAGGUUAUCGAUGUAAAGGUCCCUGACCUAGCUCGCCAACCCCGUCGGUGGGAGAGGGACGAACAGCAGUCUGCCCAGAAAGGAACUGGCAAAAGCAAAAUUGCUUUUGUCAGCGGUCUUGGGAUUACGGGAACUUCGAGCGACACAUUAUCGCUGGAGAUCUUAACAGACUAUCUCCUUGGCUACACAGGUUCCCAAUCAUCAGCGAAUGACGAGAGCGCACCCCCAGAUGCUUCUGCAAUUACGAGGCUGGUCAUUGCGGGAAAUUCUCUCGGUGCAAGCAUGACUACCGACCCUAACGAACAUGCAGCUGCUUCCAAGAAGAAAAGUGGGCCAAAGAAAUAUGGUUAUGACGCGUCGGCGUACAAUGCUUCUCCAAUUACCCAGUUCGAUAACUUCCUCGCCGAGAUUCUACCCACCAUACCUGUUACCCUUAUGGCAGGCGCAAGCGACCCAGCCAAUUUCUCACUGCCCCAACAGGGUAUCCACCGAGCUAUGUUUCCGCGAUCUCGGGCGUAUUGCUCUGGACCCCCGGCUGCUGGAGAAACGCCAGAGCCAGGAUGGUUCGAUAGCGUCACGAAUCCAUGGGAAGGCGACAUAGAGGGAUGGCGUCUAUGGGGUUCGAGCGGCCAGAAUGUCGACGACGUCCUUCGCUAUCUAGAUUUUGCGAAUUCGAGUGGUACUGCUGAUGCCAGUGGGGAUGCCGAGGCUAGGGUUAAAAUCAUGGAGGCCAUGUUGCGUUGGAGGUGUGGCGUUCCCACCGCACCUGAUACAAUCUGGUCCUAUCCAUUCCAAACACACGAUCCUUUCGUGAUGGAGGCGUGUCCGCAUAUCUUCUUCGCUGGUAACCAGCCACAGUUCAAGACUGCGGUAAUAGAAGGCGACGCUCCCUUGAAGCUGAAUGGAGCCGACACAGAAAUGACCGGUACGGAUGAUACCACACCUGGCCCACGAGUCCGUCUGUUAUCCAUUCCGACGUUCAAGGAAACCGGCGAACUGGUACUAGUUGAUACCGAGACGCUGGAGGUAGAAGUUGUGAAAUUCGGCACAUACGCCGGACAGCAGGAACAGCAAUGAGUUGUAUGUGAAACUAGGCACCAAUGGUUCAUGAGAUGCCCACAAGACCUUGACAUAGCCAUAAUAUAGAACCAACCAGUAUUUCCCCAUAUAAUGCGUGGACCUGUGAUAUUGAUGCUGAAAUGACCGCUAUUUCGGCCGUUUACAGGCAACAUAUCCACCCCCAAUCAAGCUCCAUGCGGUUCUCGCCAUAUUAUCAUCGAUCACUCACAAGAAAAAAAAAAGAAGAAGAAGAAGAAAUCCAUUUGCACAGGUCGAAAAUCCUCUCCGACACGAUACAUCGAAGGGAAGCGAAAAGAAC